AUGGAUGUCGAAGAGUCGCAAGCUGCGCCGUCCGAGGACGUGCCGAAUCUCUUCGCCGCCAAGCGCCCGGCUUCUGAAGAACUAGAGACCGCAUCAAGUGCGAAAAGAAUCAAGACCUCGAAUGAUGAUGACUCCAUGGAGACUGAUGCGCGACCUCAGGAUACAGUCGCGAGAAUCCCUUUCCCGGACAAGCCCGCUGUUCUUGAGGAGCGAAACGGCGAUAUUGAAUUUCGAGUUGUCAACAAUGAUGGCGCCAGAGAGAGCAUGAUUAUCCUUACCGGCCUCAAAUGUCUUUUCCAGAAGCAACUUCCGAAAAUGCCAAAGGACUACAUCGCACGCCUUGUUUACGAUCGAAAUCAUCUGUCUAUCGCAAUUGUUAAGAAACCAUUAGAGGUUAUCGGCGGUAUAUCAUUUCGAGAAUUUCGAGCCCGCAGAUUCGCCGAGAUUGUCUUUUGUGCUGUCUCAUCAGAUCAACAAGUGAAAGGUUAUGGCGCGCACCUUAUGGCUCAUUUAAAGGACUAUGUUAAAGCCACUUCCCCGGUAAUGCAUUUCCUUACCUAUGCUGAUAACUAUGCCACUGGAUAUUUCCAAAAGCAAGGUUUCACAAAAGAGAUUACUCUCGAGAAGUCUAUUUGGAUGGGGUAUAUUAAAGAUUAUGAGGGAGGAACGCUGAUGCAAUGCUCUAUGUUGCCUCGAAUACGUUAUCUCGAAGUUGGUCGCAUGCUUCUUAAGCAGAAGGAGACAGUCCUCGCCAAGAUUCGACCUCUAAGCAAGAGUCAUGUCGUGCAUCGGCCUCCACAACAAUGGGCUAAUGGUGUUAUCACCCCAAUCGACCCGCUUUCUAUUCCUGCUAUUCGGGCAACUGGCUGGUCCCCAGACAUGGACGAGUUAUCAAGGCAACCGCGCCACGGACCUCAUUUCAACGAGAUGAGGCGGUUUUUAUAUCAAGUUCAAAACCACAAACAAGCAUGGCCUUUCCUCAACCCAGUCAAUAAGGACGAUGUUCCCGACUACUACAACGUCAUUACAUCACCAAUGGACUUGUCGACGAUGCUGGAAAGAUUGGAGCAUGAUUAUUAUGCAACCCCAAAGGAUCUUGUCAGUGAUCUCAAGUUGAUCUUCAGCAAUUGUCGCAAAUACAAUGACGCAACGACUGUCUAUUCCAAGUGUGCCACCAAAUUGGAAAAGUACAUGUGGGGCCUUGUCAAAGACAUCCCUGAGUGGUAUAACUUGUUGGAGGAGGAGGAAGAAGAGUAA
Molecule: messenger RNA, 1257 nt
Organism: Fusarium proliferatum ET1
Lineage: Eukaryota; Fungi; Ascomycota; Sordariomycetes; Hypocreales; Nectriaceae
Product: putative histone acetyltransferase GCN5
Exons: 2
Coding region: 1-1257 (418 amino acids)
Biological process (GO): chromatin remodeling; positive regulation of transcription by RNA polymerase II
Cellular component (GO): histone acetyltransferase complex
Molecular function (GO): protein binding; histone H3 acetyltransferase activity
Source: RefSeq, a predicted model, not a curated record